This is a messenger RNA of Protomyces lactucae-debilis, 2109 nucleotides long. RefSeq lists its product as uncharacterized. NCBI's taxonomy places the organism in Eukaryota, Fungi, Ascomycota, Taphrinomycetes, Taphrinales, Protomycetaceae. Gene Ontology annotation, molecular function: sulfate adenylyltransferase (ATP) activity; adenylylsulfate kinase activity; ATP binding. Gene Ontology annotation, biological process: sulfur amino acid metabolic process. Gene Ontology annotation, cellular component: cytoplasm. The transcript has a single exon. The coding region runs from base 309 to 2030 and encodes 573 amino acids. The record is from RefSeq and is a predicted model, not a curated record.
GGCUUGACUACUACGGGCUCGCGCACAUCAAGCAAAUAUCAUUUUGGUAAUGAAACGGCGAUAUAGACAUGGCAGCUUGGGCCCUGAGCCAUACUGCUGCCGACCAGGCUAGUACCAGCAUCCUGACUGCGGCCUUCUCCCCUCCUCUACACAUACAGCCCCUGCUGCUGUAAAAUGUGCUCAUAUCUCGCGGCAUGGCGUGCUCGUCAUUUCUCACGCCCCGUCUUCACUUCUCGACUUAUUCAGGAAAAAGUUGAAAGUGAAAACAACCAAGACUUAGUCCCAUCCUCGCAUCACCCUUCUGCAAGAUGUCUCUUCCUCCUCAUGGCGGUGUCCUCAAAGACCUUCUCGUUCGAGACAAACCGAACCACGAUGCCUUGCUUGCUGAAUCUGAAAAGAUCCCAGACAUCUACCUCACCCAGCGUCAUCUCUGCGACCUCGAACUCAUCCUCAACGGCGGUUUCUCCCCGCUCGAAGGAUUCAUGAACCAACAAGACUACGAGAAUGUCGUGGAAAACUUGAGGCUUGCCGAUGGUACGGUCUGGUCGAUGCCUAUUUGUUUGGAUGUCGAUCAAGCGACCAUCCAAGCAAAAGGGAUUCAAGCCGGCUCUCGCAUCACUCUUCGAGACUGGCGUGAUGAGAGUCCUAUUGCCAUCUUGACGGUCCAGGAUUUCUACCAGCCAAAUAAGAAGCAAGAGGCUGAAAAGGUAUUUGGCGCAGAUGACGUGCUUCACCCUGCCGUCAAGUACCUGCAUGGUUGUCAUGAUUACUACGUCGGUGGCACCGUUGAAGCGGUCAACAAGCCUCAACACUACGACUACGUCGGUCUUCGCUACACCCCAACCGAACUCCGAGCACAAUUCGAAAAGCUCGCUUGGUCACGCGUGGUUGCCUUUCAAACGCGUAACCCUUUGCAUCGCGCACACAAGGAACUCACGGUUCGUGCAACGCGUCAAACAAAGGCAAACUUGUUGUUGCAUCCCGUCGUUGGUAUUACCAAGGAAAUGGAUGUAGACCACUUCACCCGUGUCAAGGCCUAUGAAGCCGUUAUGCAAACGUACCCAAAAGGUAUGGCUAUGCUUGCUCUACUGCCCCUUGCUAUGCGUAUGGGUGGACCGCGUGAAGCACUCUGGCAUGCCAUUAUUCGAAAGAACUUUGGUGCGUGUGCGUUUUGCAUUGGAAGGGAUCAUGCUGGCCCUGGUAAGAACAAGGAUGGUCAAGACUUCUAUGGUCCGUAUGAUGCACAGACGCUUGUUGCAAAGUAUGAGUCGGAGGUCGGCAUUGAGGUGGUUCCUUUUGCUCAAAUGAGUUACUUGCCAGGCACAGAUGAGUAUAUGCCCAAAGAUCAAGUCAAGGAAGGUACACAAACACUCGAUCUGUCCGGCACUGAAGUCCGCAAUCGUCUGCGAACCGGUGCUCCCAUCCCAGAAUGGUUCUCCUACCCGGCCGUUGUCAAGGUGUUGCGUGAAUCUUACCCACCCCGACACAAGCAAGGUUUCACCGUGUUCCUGACAGGUCACUACAACAGUGGUAAGGACACGAUUGCACGUGCUCUGCAAGUCACGCUCAACCAACAAGGUGGACGUAGCGUCUCCCUGUUGCUCGGUGAAACAGUUCGUUCCGAGCUAUCCUCCGAAUUGGGCUUCAGCAAGGAAGACCGUGACAAGAAUGUGGCACGCAUUGCUUUUGUCAGUGCAGAACUGACACGUGCCGGUGCAGCUGUCAUUGCUGCACCGAUUGCACCGUAUGAUGCGUCUCGCAAGUUGGCAAAGCAAGCGAUUGAGCAGGUUGGGUCGUGCUUUUUGGUGCAUGUUGCUACACCGCUUGAGUACUGUGAAAAGACGGAUCGCAAGGGGAAUUUCAAGCGUGCUCGCAGUGGUGAAAUCAAGGGUUUCACGGGCGUGGAUGCGCCGUAUGAGGAACCUGCAGAGGCGUCUCUCAAGGUGGAUAUCUCAAAGGAGACUGUGCAGAGUAUUGUGCACAAGAUCAUCUUGACGCUCGACGCCGAGGGACUGUUCAAGUCGGGUUGAGUUGAGGCUAUAAUAUAGAUAAAGCAUAGAAGAAUCAUUGAGAAGAGUCAAGUCGCAUGCAUGUGUUUAUUGCUAGCUA